AUUCAACACAAUUCCAAACUGCAACCAACUUCAGUUUAGUUCAAGUAGACACACAGUUGGCUCAUUAAACUGUACUCUCAUCUUUUUUUGGUUUUUCCUCUUUUCAUCCCUUCGAAUUUACUCAUAUUUAAGUAGAAAAUUUAUAAAUAAGAUUUCAUCAUCCAGGUGGAACUUCGGGAACAACUCCAACUACCUGAUCCUGAGCACAACCCAACAAAGGCCGUGAAGGCCUUUAAGGCCGAUUAUUCUAAGUUUUUUUUUGUAUAAAUUGGAAUUGAAAGAGAACGCCUGGUUUUUUUUGGCGUUCUGUUUGGAUUCAUACGAGUCUAUCAACCCUCUUUUAACCCCGUGUGUGGAUGGAACUACAACAACAACACCACUCGCCUUGCCUAAAAACAAAAAGUAGAAGUCUCAAUUUUAAUAACAAUGUCUGAUGCAUUCCAUCACCGUUACCACGACCCAAGAGGACCUGGAAGCAGCGGCAAUAACAACUACAUUGAUUUCAAUCAAUUCAUGAUGCAGCACAACAUCAUCCAAGGAGGAGGUGGCUCCUCGUCAUCAUCAUCGGUGAAUGUCAAUGGAGAUAUUGAUCGCGGAGCUUCGUCGUCGUCGUCAUCUAAUCCAUUCCAUUAUAAUGGCGGAGGCUUCGUCGGUGGUGGUGGUGUUGGUGGUUAUCAGCCACAGCAAGUUGACGAUAACAGCUUUUAUAUGAACGGAGGUGGAUCUGGCAGGUUGGCCAACUCCGCCUUCAACAACUACACCCAAUCGCGCCAAUCGAAUUACUCCAAUUCAAAUCUUCAUGCCAACGCAGCCGAAUUCGUUCCGAGAUUUUCGAAUCUUUCUCUCGGCGACACAGGAGCAACUUACAACAACUCCAAUGAUCUGGCUGACCAUGAGAAUGCCAAUGGCCCGUCGUCGUCGUCAACUAAUGAAAGGCAUGGAGACUCGCCAAAAUCGCCACCGCACCGUUACACUGGGGCGACCAGUAAAAAUCGUGAAUCCACUUCUCGAGGUGGUUCUGGGGGAGCAGGAUUCUCUUCCCGACGGCAGAAUGGCCGAGAUUAUCAGAGAAAUCAACGCUAUGACAAUCAUCGAAGCAACAAGCGUCGUGACGACUGGAAUAGGAAUCGAGACCGAUUGAAUGCCUUCCGCGAUGAGAAAUCCUCGUUGGAAAAUGGUAAAGACAGUCCACAGGCCUCGCCCGAGAAAAAACCAUCACCCAACAAAAAGCCGGCCCACUCCGAAAACGAGAAACUCUCUCAGCGCGAGAAACUUAUUCGAGAGAUAGAGGGUCGUCGUCUGGAAUGCCUCGUCUGCGUCGAAAUGAUCAAGAGUCACAACUCGGUUUGGUCAUGUCACAAUUGCUACCACAUAUUCCAUCUGAAUUGCAUCAUCAAAUGGGCUUCUAGUUCGAAGUCGGACGAUGGCUGGCGUUGUCCAGCUUGCCAGAAUGUCGAGAAAGACGUUCCUCGGGACUACUAUUGCUUCUGUGGCAAAUUCAAGAGUCCACCACUGAAUCGGAAUGACAUUGCUCAUUCUUGUGGCGAUGUUUGUGGGCGCAUCGAUGGCUGUGCGCAUGCUUGCACUUUGUUGUGUCAUCCUGGACCAUGUCCUCCAUGUCAGGCAAAUGUAACACGUGAAUGUGGCUGUGGCAAGACUUCGAAAACGAUGCAGUGCUAUUUGAAGGAGUCGAUUGAGUGUGCAGAGAUUUGCCAGAAAUUGCUCAAUUGUGAGUUGCACGUGUGCGAGGAGAAAUGCCACGAGGGAAAGUGUAAGCCGUGCGAACAUAAAGUCGAUCAGAAGUGUCACUGUGGAAAACACGAUAGACAGGUGGCUUGCACUCGUGACUCGCACGAGAAAAAAUAUUACUCUUGUGGCAAACCCUGCGGCAAAGAUCUUGCAUGCGGCAAUCACAAAUGCAAGGACUGUUGUCACACUGGCGAAUGUCGUCCAUGCAAGUUAAGUCCUGAAAUGACAACAUCAUGUCCUUGCGGUAAGAUGCCAAUUGUCUUGGAACAAAGAAAAUCCUGCUUAGAUCCGAUCCCGGUGUGCGAUGGCAUAUGCAACAAGACUCUGCGCUGCGGCAAGGCUGCCCAUCCCCAUCAUUGCACAACCAAGUGCCAUUUGGGAAAUUGUCCCCCAUGCAACAAACAAACAGCAGUCAAAUGUCGCUGCGGACACAUGGACCAAAUGAUAAAAUGCCGUCAGCUUUCGACUAGAGCCGAUGAUGCCCGCUGCAAGAAGCGUUGUGUUAAGAAACGCUCCUGCGGCAAGCACAAAUGCAACCAAGAGUGCUGCAUCGAUAUCGAUCACAUCUGUCCGAUGCCCUGUAACUAUACUCUGUCGUGUGGCAAACACAAGUGCGACCAGCCCUGCCAUCGGGGUAAUUGUCCUCCAUGCUAUCGCAGUUCGUUCGAGGAGUUGUAUUGUGAAUGCGGUGCCGAGGUCAUUUAUCCACCAGUUCCGUGUGGCACAAAGAAGCCGACGUGCUUACGCCAUUGCUCGCGUCAGCAUCCUUGCGACCAUCCAGUUCAACAUAACUGCCAUUCGUUGCCCACUUGUCCGCCGUGUAUGAUGUUCACCACGAAGUGGUGUUAUGGACAGCACGAGCAGCGGAAGACCAUUCCAUGCGUUCAGGAGAGCUUCAGUUGCGGCUUGGCGUGCAGCAAGCCGCUGCCCUGUGGUCGGCACAAAUGCAUCAAGCCAUGUCACGAGGGAGUGUGUCAAGCGGCCGGGGAGAUUUGUAAGCAGAGUUGCACCACUCUUCGUCCAGGAUGUGGCCACAAGUGUAUGGCACCAUGUCACGAAGGAGAUUGCCCAGAAACAGCUUGUAAGGAGAUGGUGGAAAUAACGUGUGAGUGUGGCAACCGAAAGCAGUCGCGAAGUUGUCAUGAUUUCUCUCGGGAAUACAGGCGUAUAGCUACGGCUCAAUUGGCAUCAUCUAUGGCUGAGGUGCAACGAGGCAACACCAUCGAGCUUAGUGACAUUCUAGGUCCUGUUAAAAUUAAUAGCAACAAAGCACUUGAAUGCAGCGAAGAAUGCCGGACAUUGGAACGCAAUCGUCGUCUGGCAAUUGGCUUGCAAAUCCGUAAUCCCGAUCUGCCACAGAAGCUAACAACCAAAUAUUCCGAUUUCAUCCGUGGCUAUGCCAAAAAAGACCCAACUCUCGUCAAGAGCAUCCAUGAUUCGCUCACCACUCUCGUCAAAUUGGCCAAGGAGAGCAAACAAAAGUCGCGCAGUCAUUCAUUUCCAACUAUGAAACGCGAAAAAAGACAGCUAGUCCAUGAGAUGUGCGAGAUGUUUGGUGUAGAAUCCGUUGCUUAUGAUGCAGAGCCAAAUCGAAAUGUUGUUGCUACUGCUUAUAAGGAUAAGUCCUGGUUGCCAGCACAGAGUAUCAUGGAAGUUAUUCAACGUGAAAGUGGACAAAGGCGUGUUCCAGUGCCGAGUAACAAUGCCUGGGGCAUAAAGCGAUAAAAUGAGAUGUGUUUUUUUUCGUUUUUUUUUUUAAAUUAUUUUUCAAAUAGAAAAAGGCAAACAUCAUCUGCUGAACAUGUUGAGACUUCUCUUCUCUAAAAAUCUUUAUUUGUUUUUCUUUUCUGUUUUAAAUCAAUGGAUUUUUCUUUUUGUUAAAACAAAAAUAUUUUCUCUUCCCUUUAUUUAUUUUCCCAAACCUUUGAAUAUUUAAAAUAAUUUUCAAAAGUUAAGUUCGAAAUUUUCUUUUCUAAUCUAUUCAAGUUUUCUUUUUGUCUUGAUUCAUCUUUAUUUUUUUUAUGAUUUAAUUUUCUCCCUUCCCUGGUUUAUACAAAAAUAUACACAUACAAAUACAGAAGAAAAAUGUUAAAAUUGAAAAAUAAAACAAUAAAGUUAUUUAUAAAAACACACGGGACAAAAAGAGGUCCAUACUCAAA
Molecule: messenger RNA, 3908 nt
Organism: Eupeodes corollae
Lineage: Eukaryota; Metazoa; Arthropoda; Insecta; Diptera; Syrphidae
Gene: stc
Product: protein shuttle craft
Exons: 6
Coding region: 427-3474 (1015 amino acids)
Biological process (GO): negative regulation of transcription by RNA polymerase II
Cellular component (GO): nucleus
Molecular function (GO): RNA polymerase II transcription regulatory region sequence-specific DNA binding; DNA-binding transcription factor activity, RNA polymerase II-specific; zinc ion binding
Source: RefSeq, a predicted model, not a curated record